Messenger RNA from Tympanuchus pallidicinctus (lesser prairie-chicken), 3912 nucleotides. RefSeq names its product delta 4-desaturase, sphingolipid 2 (gene DEGS2). Bases 50 to 1018 code for a protein of 322 amino acids. Gene Ontology annotation, biological process: ceramide biosynthetic process; sphinganine metabolic process. Gene Ontology annotation, molecular function: sphingolipid delta-4 desaturase activity. NCBI's taxonomy places the organism in Eukaryota, Metazoa, Chordata, Aves, Galliformes, Phasianidae. The record is from RefSeq and is a predicted model, not a curated record. The transcript is spliced from 3 exons. Gene Ontology annotation, cellular component: membrane.
GCGGGGCUAUAAGUGAGGGCGGCUCGGAGAGGGGUACAGUGCUGGAGCCAUGGGGAAUCGUGUCACCCGCGGGGACUUCGAGUGGGUCUAUACUGAGCAGCCCCACACGCAGCGCAGGAAGGAGAUCCUGGCAAAAUAUCCAAGGAUCAAGGCUCUGAUGGGACCAGAUCCACAUUUGAAAUGGAUUGUAUCUGGAAUGGUUUUCACGCAGUUGCUAGCAUGCUAUCUGGUGAAAGACUUGUCUUGGAAAUGGAUUUUCUUCUGGGCUUAUGCUUUUGGGGGUUGCAUCAACCAUUCAUUGACCCUAGCCAUCCAUGAUAUUUCACACAACGUCGCCUUUGGGAACAAGCAGGCCAAGUGGAACCGAUGGUUUGCAGUCUUUGCCAACUUGCCGGUUGGCGUUCCUUACUCUGCUUCCUUCAAGAAAUACCACAUAGACCACCAUCGGUACCUUGGUGGGGACAGCCUGGAUGUGGACAUUCCCACGGAUUUUGAAGGCUGGUUCUUCUGCACACCGCUUCGGAAACUGCUUUGGCUCUUUCUCCAACCUCUAUUCUACAGUCUGAGACCGCUGUAUGUGAACCCCAAAGCAAUUACACAGAUGGAAAUUUUUAAUGCCCUUGCGCAGUUUUCUGUGGAUUUUAUUAUUUUCUACCUUUGGGGACUCAAACCUAUUAUUUACUUAAUAGCAGGUUCAAUUCUUUGCAUGGGCUUACAUCCCAUAUCUGGGCACUUCAUAGCGGAACACUACAUGUUCUUAAAAGGAUAUGAGACGUACUCUUAUUAUGGACCUCUGAACUGGCUCACCUUUAAUGUAGGCUAUCACAUGGAGCACCAUGAUUUCCCCAGUAUUCCCGGAAGCAAGUUGCCAAUGGUGAAGAAAAUCGCUGCAGAAUACUAUGACAACCUCCCCUACCACCAGUCCUGGAUUAGAGUCCUGUGGGACUUUGUAUUUGAUGACAGUAUUGGUCCUUACUCAAGGGUUAAGAGAAAAUGCAAACUGGCAAAAGAAAGCUAACAGAGCAGCUUCAGCUGCUGCAGUAGCAUUUUGUUUGUUUGAAUGGUUUGAGUGCUCUGCAGAAGAAGGAUGCUUUGCUUGAUGUAGCAUUGCUACGCGCUCUUGGGACGAAGAGGAUGAGUGUCUGCACUAUUUAAAAUACUGAUAUUUUUAAUAAGGGAUAUUUUAUGUAACCUUAAAAAACUAGAUGAGAGCAAGCCACACUCGCAUGAAUCUUGGUCUAGAAUUAGAAUUAACUUCCUGGGACAUGUGCGUCCAAUUUGGAGUUUUGGCCUGGUCUGCAAUGAAGAAUAUUUGGUCCAUGAAUGGGCGUGCUUGUGUUUAGGUUAGGACUGGUUUCUCUUCAUGCCAAGCUAGAUGUAGAUGCUUUGCAUGCAUCAGACUGUGGAAGCAGGGAUGACUGGCAUGCAGUAGCAAAUGAUACUUUCUAGAGAGCACAAGGGUGCCCUCAACUCAAAGCAUUGCCUAAAUAUCUUGUGCCUGACAAUAGCUGCUUGCAGUGAUUUUGUAUGUGAAAUGGAAUACAUGUGUUUUGGUGUUGUUUUUUUUUUUUUUAUAUCUGAAUCAAUAUUUUAUUAGCUGCUGUUUGACCUCUAUUUCAGGGCUUUUCCUAAACCUUUUCUGAGCCAUCUCUAUUCUUAGUAUUUGAUGUUCAGUGUAACUUAUUGACAGAGUUGAAUUGAGAUGUGGAAAAACCCUUUCUUUCUUUAAUCUUCAGCUCACUGACCAGCAAUGUGGCAUACUGCAGCUCGUGUUGUGAGAAAUGGCUAAUCCUUUUCCACUCAUCCUUUCAACAGUACUCAGAAUUUCAUAUUUCCUCAUACCUUUCACUACUAGAAGCCCCUCUGGGAGUGGAAGGGUUCUAGUUUAAAUUGCUCCUUAUAAGGGCUUUUACUAUUCCUGAUCAUCUAUCAUGGUCUUCUGUGUAUUGUACCUAUUUCUGUGGAUAGGAGUCGCUAUCACUGAAGACACUGGAGAUGUUAUGGUGACAUUUGUUCCUAAUCACUUUCAGUACAGUUCUAACUUUUUCUGUGAUUCAAUGGGAACUGACUCAGCAAUCAGGAAGCAUGUGUUAUUCCAGCUAUAAAAACCAUCCCUAAUGGUGAUAAGGGGAUAUAAAUGGGAUGUGGUGCUGGUGUUGUUUCUCUCCCUGCAUGCAGUAUAUUGCACUAUUGACAUUGACCUAGAUCUGCCAUUUCUAGCCCUUGGAAUAAUUCCAUCUUCCUGCCUCUCUUCUCCAACCACCAGCUUCUGGAUACCCUCAAUAACAGUAUUUCAUCAAAAAAAAAAACCUUAGUCACCAUACCGUUCUCCAUGCAGAAAAUACUGAAAAAUUUCUUGGGAGCUAGGAGCUCAUAUGUCAUCUAACAACUCCCCUGCACUCUGGAAAGCUGACCACUUAUAUCUGUCCUUACUAAGUGGACAAAAGAGAACAGAUCUACAAAGGUUCUCUUAAAAACUGAGAGUUUAAUCCCUCCAGUGGUUUUGACUUUUUGUUUUCUUCUAGAAAUCCAUGUAUGUUACAAAUGUGGAAUAAUAAUUCCCUAUAUGUUGAGCUCUUCAAGACCAUUACUGGACCUGGGAUGCCCGACUUCCUCAAUAAAUACAGUUUCGUUCUUAUCUCCUACAGCACUGCACCCAGUGAGUCAUAUUGGUAUGACUUUUUGGCAGUUUGUCUCAGUCCUGCUGGCACUUCAUGAUCAGAUAUUCAACUUCCAGUGUCCUUAGUGUUUCACAACUCUCAGCCAAUUUAGUAAGCAAACAUAAGAAGAAUAUUAAAGAUUAUUGUGUUCCUCAUUCUGUGUUAUUCCUCUGUAGAGAAUGACUUUUCUCUAGCUCCCUUAGCUGCUCUACAGUAUCAUUAACCUACUUGAUCCACAUGUUAAUAGCCAAGCCUGAUACAGAAACUACACUAUAAACUGAAGGUAACAAAAGUUGUUGACUGUGUCUCACCUGCACAGCAGCUGUGUUCCCAUUCUCCUUUGUCACAGUCCUCCCAUUCUGCAGAGGGACUUGAAGGUGCUGGAAGUCCUGAUAUCUGCUGUGCUCUCAAGCAGCAAAGUACCAGUUUAAGAGGAUCACUGGUCUCCUGGUGAGGUUGAUCACAGCAGCUGUUCUCUACCCUUAACACCUAACAGGUAGCCUCAGAACUUCAGUGAUGGGAUGGAUUUAUAGUGCUGAGUAAAGCACCUGGAGAUGGGACCAGGUGUUAUUGCUUCUACCAGCUAAGCCCCCCUGUCCAUCCUGUGCACCUUGGGACUCUGCUCCCAUUAAAUGGCCCUGAACAAACUUCAGUUGAUUGUCUCAAUGACAGGAGGUGUCACCAUAGGACCACGCUGUAUCCAGGCUGUACUCAACCUUGUGACAGUGUGGUUAUCGCUGACUGUAGGUGUAGUGCCACACUCCAAGGUAAAACAUGAACUGAGCUGGGGCCCAAAUUUGUCAAGCUUAGUAUUUUUUAAUCUUUGUCAAGAUUAAUAGAGACUUUCACAGAAUGGCUGUGACUAUCUGUGAGGCAGAAGUUCAGAAAAGCACUUGCUGUUGUCAGGUAUGCCAUCAAAUAGCAUAGGACAAGGGGUAAAGGCCUUACAUUGCACCAGGGAAUGUUCCAGUUGAGUAUUAGGAAAAGUUUCUUCUCACAAAGAGCAGUACUGCAUUGGCACAGGCUGCCCAGGGAGGUUGGGGGGUCACUGUCCCUGCAGAUGUACAAGAAGUGUGGAGGUGUGGCACUGAGGUGUAUUGUUGGUGGGCAUGGUUGGGUGGGUUGAUGGUUGGACUAAACGAUUUUAGAGGUCUUUUAAUUAUUCCAUGAAAUGGUUUUAUAAUUAAGAAACACAUGAGAUAUUGUAUAUUUAUACAGCAGACUAUAAUAAACUUUAGUGAUGUUUGGCUGA